Messenger RNA from Entamoeba invadens IP1, 1128 nucleotides. RefSeq lists its product as hypothetical. The transcript has a single exon. NCBI's taxonomy places the organism in Eukaryota, Evosea, Mastigamoebida, Endamoebidae. The record is from RefSeq and is a predicted model, not a curated record. Bases 1 to 1128 code for a protein of 375 amino acids.
AUGUUGAGAUUAUUACUUCUUGUCUCGAUUUGCUCUUCGAUUAAGAUAGAGUACAACGAAUGCAAAGACCCACAAAUCAUAAAGGGCUCGACAAACAUCUACAUUGAAGACCUUUCCCAACGCACCGUCUAUAACUCGAGAAAGGGAGUGUUCAUCCAAAUAACUCCCGAGAGCAGUGCGUUAGGGUUUUCCUUUCAUACAAUGGAAGACACAUAUCAAGUUGUAGGCAUUCAAGAAGUCACUGAUUGCACCACAUUUAGUGAAGUGAUGUUACUUCCAAAGCCAUUAGUAGUGGAGGUUGGACAGUCUAAAACGUACUUUGUCUCUCUCGCCGACACAGAAGUGACUGAGUACGUAGUCAUAGCAGAGAAGAUGUUAGUCUCUGCGAGUAAGACUGAGCCUAUAGUUAUUAGACAAGAGUUUUUGCCAUUGACCUUUGACAUUCACACAUACACAGAAGCCAACACCAUCUAUUACAGUGUCUUAGGAAGAACUAAUUGGAAAGUUGCUGUUGAAAUUGAUGGAACGCAAAUCACUACAGUUGAUAUGAAACAAGACCAACGCACUUUACUGACUGUCAUGAAAGAAGCCGGGAUCUAUCGACUCACACUUAAACUCGCCGAUGAAGAAAAGUCCUCCCCACUUCCUAUUGUAGUCGAUGAAACUGCUCCCGCUGUUAUUAAUGCAGUCUUCCGUACUGAAAGUGCACAAGAAGAGUCCAUUUGUUAUGAAGGGAAGCAUCAAAUAGUUCAAUACAAGAGUACUGCAAAUGGAGUUCUUCAGAUUGACGUUGUUAGUGAUCCGCUUGGAUUUGAGACGUUUGUAAAUACUAAUAACAAGUGCAGCAUCUACUCAAAUGAGACAGAAGUCCAUGGAGACUUUGUUAUUGUUCUGAAAUCAAAUAGCAAAAUAUAUCAAGACAGUACCGUCGUCAUUAAAACAACACUGAAACAGGCUGUUCAACCUAUCAUCGACCCAUCUGAAGAGCCGGGAAUGGAUAAGGACUUGAUGAUCACUAUCAUCGUCUUUUCUAUUGCAGUGUUCUUAUUGAUCGUUAUCAAUAUCGGACUCAUUGGGUUCAUCAUCUAUUCAAAGAAAGUGAAGAAGGACCAUUACCAGUCUCUUUAA